This is a messenger RNA of Etheostoma spectabile (orangethroat darter), 1058 nucleotides long. RefSeq names its product tetraspanin-8-like. Lineage: Eukaryota; Metazoa; Chordata; Actinopteri; Perciformes; Percidae. Bases 264 to 947 code for a protein of 227 amino acids. The record is from RefSeq and is a predicted model, not a curated record. Gene Ontology annotation, cellular component: plasma membrane. The transcript is spliced from 2 exons.
UGAAAGCAUAUGAAGUAAAUAUCUGUAACCAAGAUUUUCUACAACAUCAUCAUUGGGAAGUGCUGCAACUGGAUAUCUUUAACAACUGGGACAACUUUUUUUUAACCCCCUAAGGUCAUUUUUCAAUGUGCUUUGCUUUCAACAAGGUGAUCCCUUCUCACUGACCACACCUCCACCAUGGGUUAAAUGUUCCUCAUAUUUAAGGAGUAGCACCCAGUGGUGGAGACAUUCUGAUUUGGCUUUAAGAUUGACGUUGGGGUUGAAUGAUGGCGGUCAGUAAUGUUAUCAAAUACCUUCUCUUUACUUUCAACUUAUUGUUUUUUGUGGGUGGAAUCAUUAUUCUCAGUUUCUCCAUGCAUAUGAAGCACAACAAAACAGACUACCAGACAACUGAUGAACUUCUGCCGGCGCUAAACCUCCUGAUAAUUAUCGGUGCCGUGACUCUGAUUUUUGGCUUCCUGGGCUGCUGUGGUGCGUUCCGAGAGAACCGCUGCCUCCUGAUCCUGUUCUUUGUGGGCCUGGUUCUAAUGCUCUUCAUGCUGUUGGCUGUGGGAGCGCUGGGAGCCAUUACCAGAACUAUAGCUGUCCAGGAGCUGGUAAUGGAACACAUGGAGCAGCUGCUUCCGCUGAGCCAACAGCCCAAGGAAGUUCAGGAGGAGUUUCAGGAUUUGGAAAGGUCCGGGUUCUGUUGUGGUUUAUUUGAAGGAUAUCUUGAUUGGGGAAACGCAACAGUGGUGCCCGACUCUUGUAACUGCACAGACACCUCCAUGAACUGCAUUGUGGUGGACGAACGUGAGAUAUACUCAACACCGUGUGUGACGUACAUUAUGACGUGGUUGGAAAAGGUAUCAGACUCACUCGUGGGGAUUGCGUUUGGAUUUGGCAUCUUGAUAAUUCUUGGCAUGAUUUUCUCAUUAGUCCUGCUCUGUCAGAUUAGGAAUGGGUAAUGAUUAUCACAAAGGUUCCUAGGUGUUGAUUGAAGGACAGAUCACCAUGUUAGUAUUAAUUGCAUCUUUACUUGGCUUUUAUAUAUUUUUCAAAUACUUCUACUCUUUUGU